This is a messenger RNA of Phytophthora nicotianae INRA-310, 378 nucleotides long. RefSeq lists its product as hypothetical. The transcript has 2 exons. Lineage: Eukaryota; Oomycota; Peronosporomycetes; Peronosporales; Peronosporaceae. The record is from RefSeq and is a predicted model, not a curated record. Bases 1 to 378 code for a protein of 125 amino acids.
AUGGGGUGUAUCAACUCAAAGCCCAGCAGCACAGAUAGUGGAGCACGAGGCAAAUCGAGCAAUAGUCCGCGAGGGAAGACGAAUAGUCCUCGUGGAGCGAAUAGGACGGAUAAUGGCGGAGAUACGACUGCGACUUCGGUGGUGCUGGCUCAGGUGGUGCGGGUCACCACGGACAUCACGGACAUCACGGACAUCACGAUGGUCACGAUGGACAUGACGGGGGACACCAUUGUGGGGACGACGGAGGAGGCUGGGAUGGUGGUGGCGACGGAGGUGGAGACGGAGGUGGAGACGGAGGUGGCGAUGGAGGUGGUGGUGGUGACGGAGGAGGUGGGGGCGAUUGCGGCGGCGGAGAUUGACAUCCCCAGCUUAUUGUGA